CCAAUCAGUGGUGGCAUGCCGCACCAAUCAGCUUACUCCUCCAGGAACUGGGCGGGACUUCCUUUGUCCAACGACUCUUCAGCAUGGGAUGCCACAGCCUGCUUUGCAUCUCACAUAUCACACUCUGUUAAACAUACACAUGAGGGUGCCGACGGCAGCCGUAACACACCAUUGAAACCAUUUAAAAAGCAUGUGAGGGAUGAUGUUUCCAUGACUACGCUCUGUCUCUGUGUGUUCAUCAGUCUGGCCAUCGGCUCCAUUCACGGUCACGCUGCGGCGGUGGGAGAUCUGAGUGUUGUGUGGGUCGAUGCCCACGCCGACAUCAACACGCCGCUGAGCUCGUACACCGGAAACAUCCACGGGCAGCCUGUCUCCUACCUGCUGCACGAGCUGCACUCUAAGAUUCCCAUCCUGCCGAACUUCUCGUGGAUCAAACCGUGUUUAUCAGCCAAAGAUCUCGUCUACAUCGGCCUGAGAGACGUGGAUCCAGCGGAGCACUACAUCCUGAAGCUCCUGGGGGUGAAGGUGUUUUCCAUGUCCAAGGUGGAUCAACUCGGCGUAGCUAAAGUCAUGGAGGAGACGUGUGACUACCUCUCUGCCAAAGUGAAGAAACCGAUCCACCUGAGCUAUGACAUCGAUGCCAUCGACCCCUCUGUUACCCCGGCAACAGGGACACCUGUAGUCGGAGGGCUCACCUACAGAGAGGGAGUCUACAUCGCCGAACACCUCGGUCAGACAGGUCUUCUGUCGGCAGUGGACAUGGUGGAGGUGAAUCCUCUGAGGGGUCAAAGUGACGAGGAUGUCCGGUCCACAGUCAGCACGGCGGUGGAUCUGCUGCUCGGAUGUUUCGGACGCCUCCGUGAGGGAAACCACUCACUGGAUUACCGCCUGCCCGAGCCUUGACAGCGGACAACGCUGAAGUCUCUGACUGAACUGAUGGACGCCUGAACGUCUUUGAUCAACUGCAGGACGUAAAGGGACAAUCAGAUAUUAACUUCAGAGAUGAUUAAACUCCUGUAAUGUGAUGUCAGAGUGCAAGUGCAAGCUUGUGUAUAAACCAAAGAAACAAAGAUUUUCCUGUGGAUGAAGCGCUUGCUCUCAGGAAUUUUAAAAACAUAAAAAGCACAAAUUAUGUAAUUUAUUGAUUAAUCUACUGUGUCAAGUAUCUUUUUGAUUAAUUAUUUAGUCUAUAAAUUAUCAGAAAAGAAGAAAAACAUUCAAGAGUGA
This is a messenger RNA of Sander lucioperca (pikeperch), 1227 nucleotides long. RefSeq names its product arginase-1-like. The record is from RefSeq and is a predicted model, not a curated record. Gene Ontology annotation, molecular function: arginase activity; manganese ion binding. The coding region runs from base 16 to 903 and encodes 295 amino acids. Gene Ontology annotation, cellular component: nucleus; cytoplasm; cytosol. Lineage: Eukaryota; Metazoa; Chordata; Actinopteri; Perciformes; Percidae. The transcript has 5 exons.